AUGGACAAUAAAGAGGCACUAGCGAAGCGGAAGCUUGCAUUCUCUGAAAAUGCUCGCCGUCAGAUCCUGCAUGACCAAUUGAGAGACUCAUCUCUUUUGAGCCGAUCCGCUUCCACCAAUAUCGCUCUCCGACAGUUGCAGCGAGACCAAUGCGCUAGAGAUGACUUCUUGAAAGAAAUAGAGACUCAAGAGGAACAGGCACCGAACAGCAGCUUGGUGGAACACGGCCUGCGAAAGUUAAGGGAAAUAAUUGUGGCGGCAGGCUCUAACAUUUGCAGGGACCCCAAAUUCCUGGAUUUUGCAACUCGCGUGUACGAGAAAACCGUGAAAUACUAUUGCAAGCAUCGCGAAGCGCACAAAAGUUAUCCCAGCAUCCGUUUUUACGUUGACAACUUGCUGCAGCAUGCGAUCUCAAACAGCUUGUCGCAGCAAAUGGUAGCCUGUUGUGCCUUAUACAUUUCUCACGGUGAGGGGAACCUUACCCGUUGCUUGACACUUUUGAAUUCCCACAUGCUCAACAGUGACCUUUAUGAGCCCUCUAAAACACUCUCGCUGGUGUACUGUAUUCAAAAUCAACCACCGUCUGUUUGGUUUAAAGUUGUUUCUGAACUCCCGGAUUCGUCGUUAAUAAGAAUUUUCAUCUCAGCACUUCCUGCUUUUCAAAAAAUGCAACAGAGAACUAUGAAAAUGAUUUCUGUAUGCUACAAUCAGUUGUCAGUCUCAUUCUUAAGCGUCUAUUGGUUUCAUGGCAUGUGGAAGGAUCUGGAACACUACGUAAGUCAAAACUGGACUAUUGAAACCCUUCAAAACAGUACUAAAAUCGUGAAAUUCAAGGCCGUCGGUUCUAAAAAGCCUAGCACAUCUUAA
Molecule: messenger RNA, 867 nt
Organism: Lachancea nothofagi CBS 11611
Lineage: Eukaryota; Fungi; Ascomycota; Saccharomycetes; Saccharomycetales; Saccharomycetaceae
Source: the annotation of a GenBank genome assembly